AUGCCGCGAUACACGCAGAAGCAACGAUUAUCCGCGAAACGAGAUUCCAUCAGGAAUGCCGGUAACUUGAAUCAAAGUGGCGAUGUUUCACAAAGGCAAAGUCUACCGGCGUUUACGGCUCAUGCUGCGCGAAAAAGUAUUGUAAAUGGGAAUGCAUCUUUCCAAAAUUCUCACGCUUCCAGAGAAAAUAGCGGAGACCUUGAGGGUAAAUUUUACGCUAGAAAAAGUUUUUACGAAGAGGAACGAAGAUCACUACCAAAAAAGACACCUUCUAGCGGACCAUUACGUAGAAGCACCCGACAAUCAGGUAUUGAUGGUGACAAAAAAACUGAAAAAACGCCCAGCACUACCGUACUUUCAAAAAGCAAGACUAAUGCGAAUAAAGUUAUUAAAAAAUCUAAGAAAUCAGUCCGUUCGCGUUCAUUUGCUGCAACACGUGUGCAUCGUCGUCGUAAGCCAGGCGUUCUAGCUUUGCAGCAAAUCCGACAUUAUCAAAAAGAAACUGGUAUGUUGAUCCCAAAAUUAAGCUUUCAACGACUCGUAAAAGAAGUUCUUCACGAUUACUCGCCGAUCGAUUAUCGUAUUCAAAGUGAAGCGUUGAGAGCUUUGCAAGAAGCUGCGGAAAUGCAUCUGGUUCGAAAGUUCGAGAAUGGUCAGUUGUGCGCGGUACAUGCCCAUCGCGUUACUCUUAUGACGCGAGAUUUUACGUUAUUAAAAAUGUUUGAAAAAUAA
Planococcus citri (citrus mealybug) is the source of this 732-nucleotide messenger RNA. RefSeq lists its product as uncharacterized. NCBI's taxonomy places the organism in Eukaryota, Metazoa, Arthropoda, Insecta, Hemiptera, Pseudococcidae. The coding region runs from base 1 to 732 and encodes 243 amino acids. The record is from RefSeq and is a predicted model, not a curated record. Gene Ontology annotation, cellular component: nucleosome; nucleus. Gene Ontology annotation, molecular function: structural constituent of chromatin; DNA binding; protein heterodimerization activity. The transcript has a single exon.